Messenger RNA from Panthera uncia (snow leopard), 2211 nucleotides. It is a transcript of the gene SLITRK1, whose product is annotated as SLIT and NTRK like family member 1. Gene Ontology annotation, molecular function: protein binding. Gene Ontology annotation, biological process: axonogenesis; positive regulation of synapse assembly; regulation of presynapse assembly. Gene Ontology annotation, cellular component: postsynaptic density membrane; glutamatergic synapse; GABA-ergic synapse. Lineage: Eukaryota; Metazoa; Chordata; Mammalia; Carnivora; Felidae. The transcript has a single exon. The coding region runs from base 116 to 2206 and encodes 696 amino acids. The record is from RefSeq and is a predicted model, not a curated record.
UCCUUCCCUGGGUUCGGACAUUGGAGCACUAAAUGAACUUGAAUUGUGUCUGUGGCGAGCAGGAUGGUCGCUGUUACUUUGUGAUGAGAUCGGGGAUGAAUUGCUCGCUUUAAAAAUGCUGCUUUGGAUUCUGUUGCUGGAGACGUCUCUUUGUUUUGCCGCUGGAAACGUUACAGGGGACGUUUGUAAAGAGAAGAUCUGUUCCUGCAAUGAGAUAGAAGGGGACCUGCACGUAGACUGUGAAAAAAAGGGCUUUACAAGUCUGCAGCGUUUCACCGCCCCGACUUCCCAGUUUUACCAUCUAUUUCUGCAUGGUAAUUCCCUCACUCGACUUUUCCCUAAUGAGUUUGCUAACUUUUAUAAUGCGGUUAGUUUGCACAUGGAAAACAAUGGCUUGCAUGAAAUCGUUCCUGGGGCUUUUCUGGGGCUGCAGCUGGUGAAAAGGCUGCACAUCAACAACAACAAGAUCAAAUCUUUUCGAAAGCAGACUUUUCUGGGUCUGGACGAUCUGGAAUACCUCCAGGCCGAUUUUAAUUUAUUACGGGAUAUAGACCCGGGGGCCUUCCAGGACUUGAACAAGCUGGAGGUACUCAUUUUAAAUGACAAUCUCAUCAGCACCCUACCUGCCAACGUGUUCCAGUAUGUGCCCAUCACCCACCUCGACCUCCGGGGAAACAGGCUGAAAACGCUGCCCUAUGAGGAGGUCUUGGAGCAAAUCCCUGGCAUUGCUGAGAUCCUGCUAGAGGAUAACCCGUGGGACUGCACCUGUGAUCUCCUCUCCCUGAAAGAAUGGCUGGAAAACAUUCCCAAAAAUGCUCUGAUCGGCCGAGUUGUCUGUGAAGCCCCCACCAGACUGCAGGGGAAAGACCUCAAUGAAACCACAGAACAGGACUUGUGUCCUUUGAAAAACAGAGUGGAUUCCAGUCUCCCGGCGCCCCCUGCCCAAGAAGAGACCUUCGCUCCUGGACCCCUGCCAACUCCUUUCAAGACAAAUGGGCAAGAGGAUCAUGCCACCCCAGGGUCUGCUCCAAACGGAGGUACAAAGAUCCCAGGCAACUGGCAGAUCAAAAUAAGACCCACCGCUGCGAUAGCGACCGGCAGCGCCAGAAACAAGCCCCAAACCAAUGGCUUGCCUUGCCCUGGGGGCUGCAGCUGCGACCACAUCCCAGGGUCGGGUUUAAAGAUGAACUGCAACAACCGGAACGUGAGCAGCUUGGCUGAUUUGAAGCCCAAGCUUUCCAAUGUGCAGGAGCUUUUCCUUCGAGAUAACAAGAUACAUAGCAUCCGAAAAUCGCACUUUGUGGAUUACAAGAAUCUCAUUCUGUUAGACCUCGGCAACAACAACAUUGCCACCGUAGAGAACAACACUUUUAAGAACCUUUUGGACCUCAGGUGGCUGUAUAUGGAUAGCAAUUACCUGGACACUCUGUCCCGGGAGAAAUUCGCCGGGCUGCAAAACCUCGAGUAUCUGAACGUGGAGUACAAUGCAAUCCAGCUCAUCCUUCCUGGCACCUUCAAUGCCAUGCCCAAACUAAGGAUCCUCAUUCUCAACAACAACUUGCUGAGGUCCCUACCCGUGGACGUGUUCGCUGGGGUCUCGCUCUCUAAGCUCAGUCUGCACAACAAUUAUUUCAUGUACCUUCCAGUGGCAGGGGUACUGGACCAGUUAACCUCCAUCAUCCAGAUAGACCUGCACGGAAACCCUUGGGAGUGUUCCUGCACCAUUGUGCCUUUUAAGCAAUGGGCAGAACGCCUGGGUUCCGAAGUGCUGAUGAGCGACCUCAAGUGUGAGACGCCGGUGAACUUCUUUAGGAAGGAUUUCAUGCUCCUCUCCAAUGACGAGAUCUGCCCCCAGCUGUACGCGAGGAUCUCGCCCACGCUAACUUCGCACAGUAAAAACAGCACUGGGUUGGCGGAGACCGGGACGCACUCCAACUCCUAUCUAGACACCAGCAGGGUGUCCAUCUCGGUGUUGGUCCCGGGACUGCUGCUGGUGUUUGUCACCUCCGCCUUCACUGUAGUGGGCAUGCUCGUGUUUAUCCUGAGGAAUAGAAAACGAUCUAAGAGAAGGGACGCCAACUCCUCGGCGUCCGAAAUUAAUUCCCUACAGACAGUCUGUGACUCUUCCUACUGGCACAAUGGGCCUUACAACGCAGAUGGGGCCCACAGAGUAUAUGACUGUGGCUCCCACUCACUCUCAGACUAAGACCC